UGUCAACUAAGCUCACCUCACGACGACUACUGCGUCAGACUCAGUAAAUUUCCCUCUUUGUGUUAUACGUUCAAACAGCUCGCCACCAAUGGCAAGUUCGAAAGCAAGUCAUUGAACCCUCCAAAAAUAUGAUAGAAGAUCGUUCUACGCACAAUAUUAGGAUGAUCGAGACCCUUCAGAACUUCCAUCUCUCCCCAAACGCUACUCUCGUUUCCCUUCACCUUCUUCUUUGGAAUAACCUUCAAGGCCACCUCAACUGUUAUUUCGUCAUCUAUGUACUGGAGAAAGUACUUGUACGCGAAGGUGGUUUGUGUACGUCGGGGGAUAAGGCAACCGCUGCACCUCGGCGGGCUAUUGGUAUCUGUCCUGGAGAAUAUGACGUGCGACCCAACUUACCAUCACCUGUCCAAAAGACCCCUUGCCGAGAACUUGGUGUAUCUCAUAGAACUUUUUCUUUGAGAAAGAAGGAGGUUGCGGAAGCAGCGAGUCUUUAAGGCUUUGCAUCGCACGCCCCGUCGCACGAAGAGCUGGUAUUAUUACUUAAAAGUCGACUGUAGGUUCAGGGCAAGGGUACGGUCCAAAUGAACGGAGCAUUACCACUUACAAACAGAAUGUUAAAUAUUUAUACAUAAAUAAUCAUUGCCGCUGCCCG
Somion occarium is the source of this 652-nucleotide messenger RNA. NCBI's taxonomy places the organism in Eukaryota, Fungi, Basidiomycota, Agaricomycetes, Polyporales, Cerrenaceae. The record is from the annotation of a GenBank genome assembly.